AUGAAGGGGGUGGCGGAGGUGGGGAUCGAGAUGGGGGAGGCGGGGGCGGCGAAGGUGGCGGCGGCGGCCGAGUCGGGGACGAUGAGCGGGCCCCUGGUGGCGGCGGCGGCGGAGCGCGGCGCGGCGGAGCGGAGGAGGUGGGACGCGGCGGCGGCGGCGGCGCGGGUGGCGGCGGCGGCGUCGUCGCUCCUGGCGCUGGGGAUCAUGGUGUCGGCGGAGCAGCGCGGGAGCCUCUCCGUGUUCGGGCUCCAGCUCCCGCUCUACUCCAAGUGGUCCUUCUCCGACUCCCUCGAGUAUCUGGUGGGGAUAUCGGCGGCCGUAGCAGCGCAUUCGCUGCUGCAGCUGCUACUGAGCAUGAGGAAGCUGGUGAAGAGGGUCCCCGUCAUCCCGUCUCGGAGUCAUGCGUGGGUGUUAUUCGCUGGUGAUCAGGUCUUUGCAUAUGCGAUGAUGAGCGCGGGCUCUGCUGCUGCAGGAGUUACGAAUUUGAACCGCGCCGGAAUUCGACACACGGCACUUCCGAACUUCUGCAAACCCCUGCACCAAUUCUGCAACCGCAUGGUGAUCUCCAUCACCUUUGCUUUUCUGAGCUGCCUCUUUCUCGCUAUCUCUGCUGUUCUCGAUGUGAUUUGGUUGUCGAAGUUUUGAGUGCCCAAUAUAAUGCUAUCUGUAGAGAUUUGAGAGAACGAAAUAGUUUAUGUGCUUCUGGACCUUCUGUGUACAAAGUGGAUGAUCUAAAUGCCCUGAAAUUUGAUCUCUUUGUUAUGUGAAAAAAUUGUGACAUUUUCAUUGGCUCUGUUAGCAACUAAACUGUCAUUGGCUCUGGUAGCAAC
Messenger RNA from Ananas comosus (pineapple), 830 nucleotides. RefSeq names its product CASP-like protein 3A1. The record is from RefSeq and is a predicted model, not a curated record. The transcript is spliced from 3 exons. The coding region runs from base 1 to 645 and encodes 214 amino acids. Lineage: Eukaryota; Viridiplantae; Streptophyta; Magnoliopsida; Poales; Bromeliaceae.